AUGUUUAAUAGUUUACUUUACUUUACUUUACGUACCUUCUGGUUGUGCCUCGGGUUCUGGGCGGAGCGUAGCCGGUUGGUAACGGAGAGAAAGAGCCGAGGUAACGACAGACACGGACGGACGCCCUCGCUCGUCACCCCCCUCGUGUCUAACGGCUAUUUUCAAAUGGCAACGCCAGCGGACGACCAACGGGAACCGGCGGACGUCGCUGCGCUGUCUCCGCACCACGGCUCCCAGCACCACCUCAACAGUAACAACAACAAUAAUAACAAUAACAACAACAACAAAGACAGCGAGGCGGGAGAGAGCGCGACCUCUGCCACGGCGAGCACGACGGAACCCGGGGGGACGGCGUCGCAGGGCAUCGGGAACGGUUCAGGCAUCAGCUCCUCCGGGGGGAACAACGGGAAGUGGGUCCGGCUGAACGUUGGCGGCACGGUGUUCCUCACGACGCGGCAGACUCUCCUCAAAGAGCAAACUUCGUUCCUGUACCGGCUGUGCCAGCAGCAGGACCUGCACUCGGACACAGUGAGUCCCCCUGAAACAUACAUGUCCUCUGUCCACUACUUCUCAAAAGAGUUACUACUACUGUGUAGUACGGCGGCCGAGAACCGCCAGUGCUGAUAGUAAUAGUAGUAAAAAAAAAAAAAGAAUGCAAAAAAAGAAGCCAUAACAGAAGUUACCAAUGCUAAAAAAGAAACAAAAGCCCGUUGAAAAAAAAAAAAAAAAGAAACAGUGCAGAUUAAAAAAAACAAAAAUGUAAUAACGUAAAUUAACAGCGAAAAAAAAAAAAAGUCAAGACAUAAACUAACGAUGCAAAAAAAAAAUGGCAAUGGAAAAAAUAUUAAAAACUCCAAAAGUUACUUACUGCAAAAAUAAAAGGAUGCAAAUAAAAAAAGCUACAACAGAAGUGAGCUGUAAGGGAGCAAUAAUGAUGAUGCCCAGUGUUUUACGAUCUAGGCACAGGAGAUGACGGCGAGAAGACAAGUAAAGAAGUGAGUGGAAAGGUUAUUUUUUAAUUUCGCUACGUGUUAUUUGUCAUUUGAACUGGAUAAUGCCGGUGUAGUGUUAGCUUCAAUUUAACUUCACAUUGACUCAGGUGCUACAUGGCCAAACCAAAUGACACAUUGAAAAGCACACGAAGCAAAAUUAAACAAUAACUUUUCCACGUACUUCUUUGUUCGUCUUCUCGCCGUCAUCUUCUGUGCCUAGAUCGUAAAACACUGGUGCAUCAUCAUUAUUGGUCCCCCGCAGCUCACUUCCGUUGUGGCUUUUUUCACUUGCAGUGUUGUUUUCGUUGACAAAAGUAUUUCGUCAAUGCCCCUUUUUUUUUCCAUGACGAAGACAUGACGUUGACGAGCUCAACAUAAGUCUUAGAUGACUAAACUGUGACGAGACAAAUGUGCGUUUACGUUGACUAGACUAGACGAAAACGUUAGUGGUGGACAACGAACAGAGUUGCAAAAUUCAUGAGCAUUUCGUCAGGCAAACGUUGAACAUAUAUUCCGCAGUGUUGUUGUUUUUUUAUUUUUAUUUUUAUUUUUUUUGCAUUCUUUUUUAUUUGCAGUAGUGGCAGUUCUCGGCAACCGUAGUGUAGCAUAGUGUUGCAUCAAAUGUAGAGUUAUAACUACACUCCUCCCUCUUCCACAUUGCACCAAUGUUCCUACAGGUAUUCAAAGUUUUCUUGUGAACAUGCCAACAUUUUACACCCGCUCUACAUCCAGAAACGUUAUGGAUCCAGGCUUGGGGUGAAGAGUGGUCUGUGUGAUGCUGUAACUUUUUCCCCUAUCAGUUUAGCUCAUUAGAAAAAGCCCUUAAUAACACACUCCUAUCGUGGCCCAUUUUUAAGUUAAACAUUGGUCUUUCAGCUCAUGAUAACAUUGUUAAGUUUGGUCUUGUUAAUGUUUUUUUUAUUCCCUGUGUGGUAUGAGAGGUAUUUUUUUAUAACCUGACCAAAAAGGAUUGGCUCAAAUAUGUGAGCAGGUCUUGGCAUGAAGUCAGUCAGUGCUUUGAGACUGAGUGAAAAAUCAUGUUACUGCACAGAGCACCAUGAUGUUUUUAUCAUGUAAGGCAUCACAUAAGCCUUAAAGGAAGGGUCUAAUUAUAUUAUAUUGAAACUAAAUUAUCUAUGUUCUAUUCCCAGAACCUAUUACUUCAGCUCUGUUGUGGUCCGGAAAUACAUGCCUGCAGCUUCACAGUAGGCACAGAGUUGUCAAAUUACGAGCUGAUAAGCUGUGCAUGUGCAGUAUGGAGUUCUCCCACUCUCUCCUUCUCCUGCUCUAAGUGUGUGUGUGUGUGUGUCUCUCAGCAUCAUUUGAUGGUGUGAACGUAGCUUGGGUCAGAUGGAUGAACACGUGCCUCCUCUUCUGCAGGGAGCUGCACAGGCAGAAGCAGUGCAGCUGACAUCUUAUUGGGGGAACAGAAAGAGAGAGAUGUAUUGUGGAUCCUGCGGUCACAUGUAGACUGAACACUCUGGCAGCUCUCAAGAAUGAUGCAGAUUUCCAUUAUACUGCAGCUUUUGAUAUGCAUGUGUGUGAUGGAUAGAGUAUAGGGGGCAGGUCCUCCUUGCAGCCAGGUGGGGUCUGUGGACCGUCAUUGUCAUUCCUGUAGGAUGUCCACUCUGUGUAAGACUGUAAGACAGAAGCCCAAGGAAACAGAACAUCUUUACCUUACCUAUAGUGCCAUAAAAAAUCUUCUAUCAAAAGGCUUGAAACUAUAAACUUGGGUCAUCACUGUACCCGAUGCUAUUUCAGAUUGCAUAGUGGAGAGCUGCAGUGACUACAGAAACCAGUUCAUAUCCCCAAAUGUUAAAGCAAUGGUCUACCAUUUGGAAGCUUUGUACUUAUUAAUAACAUCGUUUAUAAGGCCGUUAUGGUGCUAUGGUCUGAUCUACACAAUAUAGAGAUCAAAAAGAACGAAAAAAAUCCAUUCAGUAUAUCCGCUGCAAAAAGGCAUAAUAAUCGACCGGUACGGCGGUUCGGAGAGCACCGUCCUGCCCAUGGUCCCGCCUCCUCCCCACUACCCCCCUCACGUACAUGUGAUUAGCGAGCUGCACAGCUGCUGAAGACAAACACUGAAACCAGGAGGCCGCUUCUGUUACCCUCCACAGCGAAGGGAAGGAAACAUAAAAGUUUCGAGGAAAACGCUGAAGUAAGGAAGAAAUAUGAGUGAUACAGGUGCCAACGGAGUGUCUACAUUGGAGAAACGUACGACCGGUGUUGUGCCGUAGAAUGCACCCCUUCAUCCCAUCAACUCAUUAUCUUCUUUAAGUGGAGGAAAAUGAUCUCAUAUUUAAAAAAAAAAACAUGAAUAUUGAAUCAUGACAGCAUGUCAAAUGGAGCAGCAAACUUUCGUUCUGUUUUUAUGUGGCUCAAAAAUGCACAUAGAGGUGUACUUGGGUAUAUACUGUACAGUGAACUGUCAAGUUAGAGAACAUUAUAUUUUCGGCAUAUCUGAAUGGCCUGAAUGAAAUCAUUAAAGGCACACACUUUUGAAUCCAUCCAAUGGGGGGGGGGGACUCAAAUCUGUCUCAACAGCCAAACUGGUUUUCAGAUUGCAGACCAUACCAUAGCUUUAAGUUAUCUGGUUCUGGUUAAAGUUUUUCAACUAUGGGAGCUUAUGAUGGUCAUUUGUACUCACUUUGAAUCCACAAUUUGCAUGAAUGUGUUACUGUUUAGUGGAAUGAUUGAUAAUGAUGAUUAACUAAACCAAAAUAUUUCAAUGUGCUGCUAUUCAUACACCUAACAGCAUAUUACCAAGUCCUGAUCUCAUGCCUAGCCUCAUCACCACAUGCCCUAAAUGUUAUCCCUUGGAGGGUUACAGAGAGUCAAGACUUUGUCGGCGUCUGCAGAAGAAAACAAUCUGCCUGAGACCAGGUAUUCCUUGUGCCAGUGCCAAAAACAACCCCCUCACUUGGAGCUGGAAGGUUUUUACAAGAAACCAGACGCGACUGUUCCCCUGCCGCAGCACCAGGCAUUUUGGGAGGAAAAAAUAUUCUCAUGUGACCUUCAGAGCAACCUGACAGGAGCUCCCUCAGCACUGCUUUAUUACACAAAGCCACACACAGACUCUCUCGCUGUCUAGCAUACACAAACACACCUACAGUUCUUUCCAUCCUCCUUCCUUCACCCUCGUUCUUUUUGUGUUGAUGGCAAGCCCUCCUUGUCCUUACUUUUAGCGGCUGACUCACCAUGAAUACUUCUCGCAGGUCUGCCCUUCCUCUGCGCAUCUUUUCUGCUCUUGAUCACAAACCCUUGAAAUCUGAGGAACCUGAUUUUGGUGUUUUCAUUAGCCAUGUUUUCUUGAUCUGAUUAAAAACUGAUUGGAUUGGAAAAUCUGAGUCCAAUUCUGAAUAUGGGUGCAAAAUUGAAUAAUCUGAUCAUGUCGUGCGUACACAUGCACCGAGUUUUAUUCAGAUUAGAAGCAUUUGGACAUGUGCAGAGUUGUCUUAAUUUUGCUAAAACCUCCUGUACUGGCCUCAAUAAAUAAGCCAAAGGCUAAAGGGUGAAGACUGAGUCAGGUUAGAGAGUCACAAUCGGAGUAAGUGUUUACAUGGACGUGUUUCGGAAUAAUGAUCGGCAUUAACCACCCCCUUGAUCGAAAUACAGUUUCUUUCCGAUUGAGCCGAAUUCGAUCAGAAUCUUCCAAUCGACAUGUUUACAUGACGCAUUUUUAUUCCGAUCAGGCCUUUAUUAUGGUUAUUUGUGCCCAUGUAAACGCAGCUAUUUUCUGUCUCCAUGACACUGCUGUCAUCUGAACCUUAGGCCAGUUGUAAUUCCUGAAAAUGAUGAUCUAGGAAUUAAGUUUGUUUGAGCUGCUUUUUGUCAAACAUCUAACUCACCCAUCUAAGAUAGCUUUUAAACAUGGAUUAAAAAUGUAUGUAAUAUGUAGAGGUCUUAAAGUGUUUUAUUAAAUCCAUUUGGAUUCUGCUGAAGAAAAAUAUCUACCUUUCUGUCUGAGGUCAUAUGAGGGAGGCAAAAAUUAGUGUUUGGUUAAAUCAUCACUUUGCUGCUGCAAGUCACAAGAACAGUCACAGCUUAAAAUGUAAAAUCAGGAGGAAAGGAUUUUAAGAAAUGCUUUUUAUCCUGCGGUUUACAGUCAGAAUCCUCAUAAAUAAAAUCCAUGGUUCUUUGGAUCCGUCAUACCCACUGAUCUUAACAGCUGUGAAUGCACAGAAGCGUGAAUGAUUGAACAGAUGAAUAUAAAGUCAGCUGGGGAGAUAAAAAUCUGUUUGAGUUAUGAAAUAAACAUUUUCUCAAAUGUAACACAGAUGGAGGUUUGUCUGUCUGCUUGGAAGAAACAUUUCAAAACAGAUGGAGUGAAUUGUCCCUGGCUUGUCACUCCAGCAGUUAUGACAGAUAGUUGUAAAACUGUCUAGCGAAAAUCUUAAAUAAACAGAAAUGUCAAUUAUGGCCGGCUGGUGAAAAGCCAUCCUCUCUUAGAGAAGAAAUACGAUAGAGUGUAAUCCACAACUUGCAGUUGAAACCAGAAGUGUGCACUAUAUAAAAAGGCACAUAACCUUUUUUUCCUCACUGUCUAACAUUAAAUCAGAUUAAACUUUUACUGUUUUUGGUCAAUUAGGAUCACCAAAAUUAUUUUCAUUUUUAAAAUAAUGAGAGAGAAUUUUUUAGACAAUUUUUUAUAAUUUUCUUGAGAGUCAAAAGUUUACAUACAUUUCAUUAGUAUUUGGUAGCUGCCUUUAAAUCGUGUGACUUGGGUUAAAUGUUUUAGAUAUGCCUCCACAAGCUUCUCACAAUAGUUUGCAGGAAUUUUGUCCCAUUUCUCCUGACAGAACUGGUGUAACUGAGCCAAGUUUGUAGGCUGCCUUGCUCGCACAUGACUUUUCAGUUCUGCCAAUAAAUUUUAAAUAGGAUUGAGAUCAGGGCUUUGUGAUGGCCACUUCAAAACACUGACUUUGUUAUCUUACACCACUUUGUAACCAGUCUGGCAGUAUGCUUAGGAUCACUAUCCAUUUGGAAAACCCAUUUGCGCCCAAGCUUUAACUUCCUGGCUGAUGUCUUGAGAUGUUGCUUCAGUAUUUCCACAUAGCAUACUUGUCCCUCCUGCUUCAAAACAACUCCACAACAUGAUGCUGCCACCUUCAUAGUUCAUAGUUAGGAUGGUAUUUUCAGGCUUGCAAGCUUUCCCUUUUUCCUCCAUUUCAAAGCCACUCCAAAGCUCCAUUUCAGUUUCAUCCACAGGACAUCUUAAAAAUCAAGGUCUUUGUCCCUUUGUGCAUUUGCAAACUGUAAUCUGACUUUUUAUGUUUCUUUUGGAGUCAUGGCUUCUUCCUGGACUCCUUUCACUGUUGAUAAUGACACACUCUUACUAGCUUCAGCCAGCAUCUUCACAAGGUCUUUUGCUGUUGUUCUUGGGUUGUUAUUCACAUUUUGGACCAAAGCACGUUCAUCUCUGGGACACAGAACCCGUCUACUCCCUGAGCGGUAUGAUGUCUGGACAUUUCCGUGGUGUUUAUACUUGCAUAUAAUUGUUUGAACGGAUGAAAAUGGCACCUUCAGGCAUCUGGAAAUUGCACUCAAGGAUGAACCAGACUGCUGUAGGCCCACAAUUCUCUUCCUGAUAUCUUGGCAGAUUUCUUUUGAUUUUUCCCAUGAUGUUACACAAAGAAGCAGUGUGUUUCAGGUGUGCGCUAAAAACAUCCACAGGUGUGUCUCUAAUUAACUCAAAUGUUGUCAAUAAACCUAUCAGAGGCUUCCAAAGACAUGAUAUCAUCAUCUGGACUUUCCCAAAUUGUGUAAAGGCAUAGUCAACUUAGUGUAUAUAAACUUUUAGCUCUUGAGAAAAUAAUAAAAAAUUGUCUAAACAAUUCUCUCUCGCAUUAUUCUGGCAUUUAGCAAAUAAAAGUAAUUUUGGUAAUCCUAAUUGACCUAAAACAAGAUAAGUUUAAUCUGAUUUAAUAUUAGAUGGUGAGUUAAAAAAAAGGUUAUGUGCCUUUUUGUAUUUACUUCUGGUUUCAACUGUAUAUAGAUGAAGAGACCAGAUCCUGUUAAGAAAACAAUAAGUCAGCCAUGCUGCAAAUCCAAUUUUGACUGAAGGUCUGCAGAGGUAAGAAAGUGUGUAUUAAAGUGAGCAAGCUGACACUGGACUGAAACAAGUCACUGCGGGAUGUUGAGUACACACACAGAACAAUCCAAAGUUGAAUCAUAACAGGAGCAGAUCAGCCCAUGUGUUUCUUCUUUCACUCGGGAGAGAAGCUGAGUUUACUCAGGACACAGUCCCUCUCUAAUCCGCUGAUGUUGGCGUGUUUCUGCUCGGGUGUUCUUGGCUGUUUCAAACCACACACACACACACACACACACACAGACAGACUGUCUGCCUGUGUGUGAAUGUUUUAAUGAGAUUACCGGUGCUUUAACCACCCUGCCCCCGUGCUGAACCAAACUCAGCGAUAACUACCCCUGCUAAUAAGACCUACGAUGACCCCGCAGGGUCUCCUCCAGCCAAUAAUGUGACGUUGCUGAAGUUCAGCUUUGACCCUGCCAGCUAAUGUUAGUCUGACAGGAGUCGCCUCAACUGUAAAUGCAACUAUAACAACUUCAUCAGAUUAGAUAGGAUUUGACAUUAGCACAAGUUUGAUUCAUAUUUGAGUUCAUACAGUGCUGUACUGAUGGCUUUAUUUUUGUGACAUAUUUUCAGAUGGUUUUGCUUCAGAGCUCCUUUGCAGCCGUUGUCUCAUCUUACUGUGUCAGCAUGGAUUCCAACACAAGCCUGAACUUGCUUUAUCAUUAUCUGUGCUGUUAGAGGUCUAAACAUUAAACAUUUGCAGGGGCCUGAAAGGAAAAGAGGUUUGUAAGUUCAUAUGAGGCUGCAUGCUAUCAUAAAAAAAAGUUUUUAUGUUUCUGUGAUACUGACAGACCAGAUAUGCUCUUACUAAUGGCUUUAUAUUUAAGUAAUACAAUUGCACUUUUUAUUAAUUGGAUUUUUAAGUUUGUUUUCUGCUCCUCAGUCAGCUGCACUUCUACAUUUGACAUGUUUUCAAUAAACUUAACUGAUAAAUGCAACUGACUUCAUGCGGUUUUUUCAAUAACUGAAGUUAAUAGGUGUUUGGAGUUGUGUUAACAGUUUUACAAAGUUACAAUAUCAUUCAGCAGACACUUCUUUUUAAAUAGUGUUCAGCUUAUAGUAAACACUACAAAAGCAAGGAUCUAGGUAGUGGGAAACAACUCGAGCAAGUGCCACAAACUGCCUCAGGUCCACAAAGGUACUGACAUGAAGCUCUCCAGGCAAUGCACACAGGCAGUUUAUUGACCCUGAGGUGAUUUCAUUGGCAGAUAGUCACAAGGGACCGGGACAAGAGAUUCUAAGUAGACAGGAGCCUGUUAUCGUUAUUGUUGUUUUGUAGCCAAGAAGUAGGAUUUUAAACUUAAUUUAAGUGGCAAGUGGAAGUGGGUGGAAGUGGAACAGCAGUCCUAGUUGAAUGUAAAGAGUGGAGUUGUGUAUAAUAGUAAUAAGACACAGUGAAGACUUUGAGUCUCAUUCAUGACUUGGAGUAGAACAAAAUUCACAAGCAAACUGUAAUUCAUCGAUGUUUUAGUAGUUUUAGUUUGUUUAUAGCUACUAACAGGGUUAGGGUUAUCUGCACCUGCCUCUAACCAUGAGUAGAGUUUGUGUAAGUGAAGAGAACUCAGUAAUAUUAAUUGUUAUCAGAUAUCACUAUUUUGAUAAAUACUGUGAUCUGUUCUGUUCACAACAGGAUGGAAAAAAAACAAUUUAAAAGGGAUUAAAAAAUCUAUUUUUAACACAUUUAGUGAAUUUUUUUUGGCAAUAAGCAGAUUUCAGCUUCAUUUAAGCUUCGAAAUACGAAAUGGGUUGAAGUAUGCAAGUUUCUCUGUGUUCCAUGUAGGCCUGGACGAUAUAGAAAAAAAGCAUAUCGAUAAAAAAUAAAUCAUAUUGAUCGAUAUCGAUAAUUAUCGAUAUAAUUAUUAUAAUUAUUUAACAUAUAUUUUAAUUGCAGCCCUGGAUGUUUUAUGCUAUUGCUUAAUGACCUACUUUUAAUAAAGAACACACAAGCACUGAAUUCAAAUUCAAACCUUUAUUCAACCACCUUUUCAUUUUACCACAACUGAAAGUUUUUUUUAAAAAAGAACUAAAAAAAAAAAGAAAUCAACUUAAGUGGCCUGAGUGACGUCAGUAAAUACUGACAAACAUAAAGACUAAAGUGACCAGAAAAUCUGAUAAAUAUUUAAAUAGUCUUUUGAUGAAAAUAAACAAAACAAACAAAUAUAUAAAUAAACAGAAUAGCUUUAGGUGGGAAUAGCAUACUACCAGUUUUAACUGUGUGGGAAACUGCCCACAGCCUGGUGUCUGAACACUUAAAUAUUUCUCCCGGGGUCGGGAGAUUUAUUUUUUUUAAUUAUCAUGUGAUUGACUUAAUACACAAACUAAGCACGAGAAGCAGGACUUAUCCACGCCGGUGUUGUGUCGUAGAAUGCACCCCUGCCGAAUGCACCCCCUGCUAGUAGCCAUGAUCCAAAUACUCGCGUCUUUGUAAAAUAUGAGCUCAUUUGAACGUAUUUCCUCCGCACCCUUCUCACCUUUUCAACCCCUGACCCAUUUUCAUGCCUGAAGCGCUGUGUUUGAGAAAUACUUGCGGCCGGGCACUUCAUAUCGCGGGUCGAGAGUGGCUAGAAGCUGGUCGAAGCCAGGCUUUUCAACGGUAGUUAUUGGCAGUAUGUCCCUCGCUAUGGAGCAUGUUACUGCAUGGGUGAUGUCCUUAUGCCGCUCGGACGCUUUGUCGUAUUUUGGCAAGAAACAAAGUCCAGUUUGGUCUGCUUCACAUGCUUUGUGCUGGUGCUGGCAGCGGUUCCAGAGGAUUCCUCCUCCGACGACGACGUGGAGCCGCGGCGCGGCCGACACAGCUCGUACUCCUGCGGGUGCGAUCGGUUUAGAUGGUAAAACAGGUUGGUUGUGUUACCAGACUUGGUUUUUACUAAUUCUCCGCAAAUUUUGCAAACGACCGCUGUUCGCUUUUUGUCAGACUUCUAAAAACCAAAACAUUGCCAUGCUGGUGAACUACUGAAACCUUUUUUCGGGACAAUGUACUCCGCUUCUCCGUGCUGUAUCAUUUUUUCUAAUACACGUGCUGUCUGUUGUGGUUUGAUAGGGGCUGGGCUUGGUGCCGUAGCGUACCUGGGUCUGCCUUUGUGAUUGGUUAGGAGGAAGUAAUGACUGUAGUAAAAGCUACAUGAUAGGCUAUGAUGAAAAAGAAAGGGAAACUGUGUUUUUCUAUCGAACUUUUUAUCGACCUGUUUUUUUUCUAUCGCACCACACGUCUAUCGAUCGAUAUAUAUUGUUAUCGAAUUAUCGUCCAGCACUAGUUCCAUGACAAAAUAUCGAUAAAAAAUAUUGAUUGCCUUACACUGUCCCUUUGGUUUGGUGUGGCAUUGACAGCGCCACUCUGCACAGCUUGGACUAGUUUGGAGAAAGGAGCAGUGCGAGACGGCUGGUUUGUCAGUAAGAAUAUAAACCCACACUCAUGAGAAUCACUGGUGAGGAAGCCUUUCUAGCAGGUGCCUUGUAGCUUCUUUGAAUGCAUAACCAUAUUUUGUUUACUCACCAACACAUGGAUGCACAUAAAACCUAAAGUGUUAGCCUGUUUGGAGCUUCUGCGAUUCCUCUUACACCAAAAUGAUCACCGACACUGAGAAGCAGUUAGUUCAGCAGGACCAUCUGUGUUGAUGACUGAGGCUGAUCCCUAAUUAGAAAGAACAGGAAAACACGGCUCCUGCUAGCUUCCCCCUUAUGUUAGAGUUACAUAAGCAGGCCAGGUAUGUGUAUAAGCAAUAAUUUACUACAGGCUGUACAAUGUAGUGUUUGCGAAUGUUAAAAACCCAAUGCAAAGACAUGCAAAUAAAUCAGCAUGUCUUCUAGAUAGAAAGUACUCUUGUAGUUCACUUAUUCCUAGGAAAUCGUUUGAUCGUUUUCAUAGUAUUUUAAAUUCUGUGUCUUACUCCAGAUUCCAAAUAUGUUCUGUUAAAAUGUAAAUAUGCAAAUUGAAAAAAAAAACACACUUUGGAGGAUGCUACGAUGCUCUUCUUUGUGCUGAAAAAAACAAAACAUAAAUCCCUCUGGAGACUUCCUUAAUUUCUCUCUGAGCUUGUGGUUACUAGUAUUAAAUACUUGAGUGCACCUUUUUGCUUCUUUAUGUCUCUUUUGUAAAGUUCAGCACCAGUGUAAACAUUACUUAGCAGAGGAAUGUAGGCAAGGUUGGUGUUGCUUGUGUGUGUAGCAGGGUGGAGGAGGGGUGAGUUUAAGGUUGUACCGUGAUAUUGAGGAGUCACAUCCUGUUUUCCUGAACAAAUGUUCUUCUGAAAACCUUUAACCCACCCACUAGUGCCCCUUGCCUCCCUCCAGGAGACAGUUGCUGUGCUACAGCUGCAAACACAUCUGCUGUAAGGAGGAAAGACUCAAUCUGAGUGUGUUUGGGAGGAAAAUCACGCUCUGACACAUUCAGGUAGCUUUUUGCCAGAGCUGUCAUGCCCGCACUGUCAAGUCGAGUCACGUUGACAAGGCGUCUCUUCUGCUGCAGCUCCUCUGCUCAUUUUAGAUGAUGUGGUAUUGCAUCUGCAUCUGUUCUGUGCUGCAGAGCCUGCAGUCUUCCACACUGUAAUCACUGUGAUUUUCAGACCAGACAUGCAUACUCAAUCCAAACAGUGCUGUCACUCUGGUGGCUGCUCAGCCUGCCUCCAGGUCCUUGUGUCCCAAUUUCACCCCAAAGUCUGUUUUUUCGGCCCUUUAUUAAUCUUUUUUUUAAUCAUGUCUAACUUCAAGUUUUGAAAGUAUUUCUCCCCAUCAUACCCCUUUCUGGUAUGAUGUAUUUCAUUAUACUUUCACCUCCUACGCAAUAUUUCUUUAAUGUUUGUUUCCCCAAGACUUACCAAUUCAGAGUGUAUUAAAAAGAAAAAAAGGAUUAAUUUUAUCUAAUAUUUGUUUAUUAAAUAAGCAUUUGUGGAAUAAAAUAUGUUCCAGUGUUAAAGAUAUAAAUGGUGUACUUGGUGUAUUGUCAUUUUAGGAAUUAAAAAUCUUAACAACAUGCAUCAAACUGCCUUCUAGGGCUAGGCGAUAUGGCCUCAAAUCAAUAUCACAAUAUAUUGAGCAGUUCACCUCUAUAACGAUAAAUGGACGAUAACUACUCCACAAGCUGCUCACCCCCUCCCUCAUUAACUCCAUUUACUCUAGCUGCUACAACUUUUGAAGCGUCCUCCAUCUCCUCACCUGUCUUUCCCUCGUUAUUAUGGACUGAAUGGGGUGGAGUCACGUCUCUGAUGUAGGACACUAGCGUCUUAAAAGGGACAUGAGACCAUAGCCUACCUACACACAUCCAAGACCAACUUAUAUUUAUUUAUUUUUUUGACGCCGAAUAUACAGAUUUGGGCAAAAUGUCGCCGGUUAUUGACGUAAAUUUCGGAUUCAGUAAAUUUUCGGUUUAUCGCCCAGCCCUACUGUCUUCCAUAUUCCCUAACUUCUGUAACCAUAGCAGCCAUAUGAUUGUUUUUUGUCAGUUAAGGCCCUAACUGAAUUAAUUGAUUGCCCAUCCAUAAUAUGUGUGGACUGAAGAGAUGAUAUGAAAAAUAAAAGAUAUAUCUUUGCUCAUAUGAAGAGCUGGUGCCACCUCUUAGGCAGAUAUAGACAGACAGGAAACAAGAACAUGAGCUCAGGCCAGAUGUACAUCAGAGGGUCAGGGCCAAAGGUCAAACCAGCAACUUGAAAAUGUCCGUCCCUCCUUUUCUCCUUCUAACUGAGCUCUACAAGAAUCCUUUGGUACCUUAGCUCCAAGCCUCAGUGAUGCUGCUGACAUCAAACAUGAGAACAAGAAAUAAACACAAUGAUAAUAUUUGUAAGAAGAUGUGCUUCUGUCCCCUACCUGCAGGAUAUCUUGUAGGGGUGUCCUGAUAAGAUAUUGAUAUUGGUCCGAUAUCAGCAAAAAAAAUGACUAUCGGGUUAUACUGGCCUGCAUCUAUAAUCUCUAAUAUCAGCACUCCGAUACAAGCAGUCCAUUCCAGACUCCACUCUGGCACCUCUAUCUAGCAGCGCCCAGAUCCAGCAUGCAGAGCUCCCAUAAUCACAACAACAGUGUGUACUAAGAUACUAACAAAGUAGCAAGGAGUAGGAGUGAUGUCGGCCGUGAAGCGGUAUUUUUUGUUUAAGUCUGAAAAAGACAUUGCAGCUGAGUGAAAAACUUGUGAUGCACGAUUUUGCACCAAUAUUGGAUCAAUAUCAGUAUUGGACAAUGCUGAAGGCUACAAUAUCGGCAUUGUAUUGGAAGUCAAAAAGUUGUUUCAGGACACCCAUAAUCUUGGCUGCUAAGAUCACAGAGAUCACAUUUUACUUCUUCCAUAUCUACACCUUUAACCUGAACUCUCACAUCUUGGAUAAGAGUUGAUGACAAUGCAGUUCCUAGUGAACAAAGCAGAUUUUGCAUAAAAUAAUAAUAAUAAAGUCCAGGCGAGCCCUUAAAAUAUUCAAAGCAGUAUUAAAUCUCUAUCAUGGAAACUUCCUGCUGUGAAAACGCCUGUGAUGCAGCUGGACUAGUAGCAACAGAGACUUUGGCAGAACUUUUGAUUUUGUCUCCAGUCAGUGGUUUUAACUCAAGGUGACAUUUUCUCUUUGAGUAAGAGGCACUCCGUGUGUGUUGGUGUGUGAAGGACUAAGGACCUGCUAAUAAAAGUGAUACCAUGGAUGUGCGCAGGAUGCAGCUGGAGGCUAAGGUUGCCUGUUUGCCGCUUCAGCAACCAGCCAUUAAAAGAGGCAGUCAUGUGAAUACAGCAGGUUCUUUAUAAAGCUCAACAUUUUCUUUCUCAUUCUCUGUCGACACACCAAGAAUAACACUCUACUAUCCUCCAUUUCAAUGCAAGUAUGUCAGUGGCAUUUUACGAGGCUGCACUGUGGGUGUGAAUAUCAAGACGAGAUGAUUAAAUACUUGAACCACAAACAAUGUACACUACUGACUAAACUUUCCAACUGUCAUUCAUCAUUAUUUAUAUGGUCUGACUGGUUGAUCUUCACAUAGUGGAAGUAAACUGCUUUGAAGGGUUUUCAUUUUUUAAACCAAAGAUAUACGUUCUAGUCUCUAUCUCCCGUCCUUUUCUGUAUGUUUCUCACUCAAAGACGAAAGUGACUCAUGUGUUAUUGACACUCAAACAGCUGGAGCAUUGAUGCUGGUUCUGACGCAGCGACAUAAAAAGGCAACAAAUUCCACUUUCUGUAAAUCCGCUUGAGUCUUAAAAGGCCUGUAUGAUAUUUUCGGCUGUAAAUCUUGAGUGGAUUUAUCUCUGAAAGAAGUCUUUGUUUUAAUUAUCAUGAGGAGGAGAGCAGAGGGAGGAUGUGCGUGUAUGUUGGAGGUGCUGUAGGUAUGACAUAACAGUCAGGCAGGCUUGAGAGCUCCGAGUAGGAGAGCAGCAGGCUGUUUGCACGCAUAUGAUAAUAAAGUCACUCCUGAAAGUGCUCAGGAGCAGAAGUCUGUGUGUGUGAAGCUGGUGUGUCAGGAAAACAGUCAUGUUUAUGUUCAGUAUGAGGAAACAGAAUACACGAUAAACACUGAGAUAAGUUAGGCAGUAACAAAGAGUUAACUUUAUGUCAACAUGUGUGAAGAAUCUAAGACAUGCUGAGAUUUCUCCUCUCAGUAACAAUAAACUUCACAUUAUUCUGUGACAGAACCUUGACUCAACGGGGGGCUCUUAUUUUGGAGAGCUCUGUAAUCCGUCUGGUGCACGUACAUCCGCUCUGGGCAGCCAGUACUGCAUACACCAGAUAAAGUUGCAUACCAGGAUGUUAUUUUCCUGGCAGUAAAGCUUUGAGUCUAAAAAUAAUCAAAAGAGGUCCUUGCUAGAGAAGGUAUCCAAACUCCCUUUGAGAAACACCUGAUAUAUGUACAUGCAAAAUUUGUGACGUCUCGUGAGUAAUGUUGGUUGAUUACUGUUACACACCUUAUUAUGCCACCGUGGUUUGAGUCGGUAAGAUCUCUACAUGAUUCAUGAGUAAACACUUUCUGCAUAUAAUGACACAAUGUUCUAACUGAAAGCAUUUAUGUCUGUCCAUCUCUCUGAUUUUCUCUCUCUUACAGGAUGAGACAGGAGCCUAUGUCAUUGACAGAGACCCCACAUACUUCGGCCCCAUCCUGAACUACCUGCGGCAUGGCAAACUGGUCUACAACAAAGAGCUGGCUGAAGAAGGUCUUUGAUCAGGGGGUCGCUGUUGCAUGAGUUUUUGUUUGUUUUGUCCUAGGAAACAGGGGGUGCUCAUUCAGUACUGUAUAUCUCUUAUGAUGUUUUCUUUUUGAGUGUCUCAUUGAACAAAAAAGGUUAAAAUACAAAACACAAAUCAAAACUGCCAAUUAAACAUCAAGUGUGUACUCACUUCUCCCUCCAGCAUGAACUAAGCUGUAACAUGUGAGACUGAGCCGAGUGUUUCCUUGUUUUCAAGGUGUCCUGGAGGAGGCGGAGUUUUACAACAUCACCCCACUGAUCAAACUCAUCAAAGAGAGGAUUGUGGAAAGGGACUCCAAAGCCACACAGGUAUACACACAACUAGUCAAAGUAUUUCAAAGCUAUUACGCUGCUGUGAUAGUUUUGAACGAGAAACAUUAGCUCCUUCAGUUACUGCACCAGUUUUUCUAGGCAGUGUUAAUUAUGUGGUGGCGUCAGUGCAACGCCUUUCAAUCACUCUUUUUCAGUGAUUUCACUCCUCUUUGCUUCUCUUCAAAGAGCGCAGCUAUACAUCAGGCUCCUCUCCUCGUUCUUUUUCUAUGGCUGGUUGCACUCACUCUUACAUAACUCCGCUGCUGUAUCAAACACCCACUAGCGUUCGCCUGGGGUUACAUAUUGUAGAGGAUCAUAUUAAAGGAGAGCUUGUGGGCCUAGCCUAUGACUGUGUCAUUUAUUUCCCUUUGAUUGCUGUCCAGUGCCUUCAUUUCAGGUUGGCACGGUUAGUAUGGACCUGAUCAGCUCUGUGUGAGUGCAGUGCCCAACUGAAUGGCCUGUGAUCAAAUCAAUCCAGCAGCAGGGUGGAGAUUAUACUCACUAUUAAAAACAGUUUUCCCUUUAUUUAUUAGGGGUGGGAAUCUCUAGUUGCCCCACGAUACGAUACGAUAUUUAGGGUUGGGUAUCAUUUGAUUUUGAACAAUUCUGGUUCCGAUUUAAAUGAGGGUGCUAACCGGAGUUCUUUUUGGAGGAAAUUUCUGAACUUCUCCAUGAAUUUUUACAUUAUAUUAACUUUUUAAGAACUUUACUAUGAAUUUCUCACAGGGCGAUUUUCAACAGUAUAUCAAUUUUUGUUGUCGGGUCGUUGCAAUGCACUCUCUCUCUCUCCCUCUCUCUUCUCUCUCUCUGUGUGGCUUCGUCUCAUACGCUCUGUCCUUGUUGGUGUUAGGCGGCUUCUUCUUCAUUGGUGUCUAGCGGCGUCUUCCUCGCUGGUGGUCGGCAGACUUCAGCAUCAAAACUUGGAAUUGAAAUUUUAAAAUUUGAACGGUUCCGGGAGAAUCGGAUGUUAGUCCCAGUCCCCAUCGAUGCUCGAGACUCGAUGCCCAACCCUAACGAUAUUAUCACAAUACUAGGGCCACGAUACGAUAUUAUCGCGAUAAUUGGGCCAUGAUAUAUUAUUGCAAUUUUUAAUAUUUUGCAAUACAGAGAGUAUUGCAGUACAAUAAACUGUGAUUUAUACAUUUUUUUUGAACUGUUAAGCUAAUUUAGCAUUUGUCUUUUCUUUAUGUUUGUCUUAUUUACACUGUUUUGUUUUUAAGAAGCACAUCUUGCAAACCUUACAUAUACACUCACCGGCCACUUUAUUAGGUACACCUGUCCAACUGCUCGUUAACACUUAAUUUCUAAUCAGCCAAUCACAUGGCGGCAACUUAGUGCAUUUAGGCAUGUAGACAUGGUCAAGACGAUCUCCUGCAGUUCAAACCGAGCAUCAGUAUGGGGAAGAAAGGUGAUUUGAGUGACUUUGAACGUGGCAUGGUUGUUGGUGCCAGAAGGGCUGGUCUGAGUAUUUCAGAAACUGCUGAUCUACUGGGAUUUUCACGCACAACCAUCUCUAGGGUUUACAGAGAAUGGUCCGAAAAAGAAAAAAUAUCCAGUGAGCGGCAGUUCUGUGGGCGGAAAUGCCUUGUUGAUGCCAGAGGUCAGAGGAGAAUGGCCAGACUGGUUCGAGCUGAUAGAAAGGCAACAGUGACUCAAAUAACCACCCGUUACAACCAAGGUAGGCAGAAGAGCAUCUCUGAACGCACAGUACGUCGAAGUUUGAGGCAGAUGGGCUACAGCAGCAGAAGACCACGCCGGGUGCCACUCCUUUCAGCUAAGAACAGGAAACUGAGGCUACAAUUUGCACAAGCUCAUCGAAAUUGGACAAUAGAAGAUUGGAAAAACGUUGCCUGGUCUGAUGAGUCUCGAUUUCUGCUGCGACAUUCGGAUGGUAGGGUCAGAAUUUGGCGUCAACAACAUGAAAGCAUGGAUCCAUCCUGCCUUGUAUCAACGGUUCAGGCUGGUGGUGGUGGUGUCAUGGUGUGGGGAAUAUUUUCUUGGCACUCUUUGGGCCCCUUGGUACCAAUUGAGCAUCGUUGCAACGCUACAGCCUACCUGAGUAUUGUUGCUGACCAUGUCCAUCCCUUUAUGACCACAAUGUACCCAACUUCUGAUGGCUACUUUCAGCAGGAUAAUGCGCCAUGUCAUAAAGCUGGAAUCAUCUCAGACUGGUUUCUUGAACAUGACAAUGAGUUCACUGUACUCAAAUGGCCUCCACAGUCACCAGAUCUCAAUCCAAUAGAGCAUCUUUGGGAUGUGGUGGAACGGGAGAUUCGCAUCAUGGAUGUGCAGCCGACAAAUCUGCAGCAACUGUGUGAUGCCAUCAUGUCAAUAUGGACCAAGCUCUCUGAGGAAUGCUUCCAGCACCUUGUUGAAGCUAUGCCACGAAGAAUUGAGGCAGUUCUGAAGGCAAAAGGGGGUCCAACCCGUUACUAGCAUGGUGUACCUAAUAAAGUGGCCGGUGAGUGUAUUUGUUGCACUAAAUUUCUCCUGCUCUAUGAUGUCGCCUCUUCCAACCUCACGGGACAAUUAUCUUAGACAAUUCAUUUGAAAAAAUCUGUGGUCAGUGAGACAAUACGAUAUAUCACCAGACAAAAUAUCGCGAAACUUUGCUCUAUUGAUUUUCCUCCCACUCCUAUUAUUUAUCUCUUUAAAAUAAAAAAUAACACGAAUUCAUCUCCUUUCCUAAACUCUGUCUCUUUUCUCUCCCCAGCAGGUGCCCCCCAAGCAUGUUUACCGAGUGUUGCAGUGCCAGGAAGAGGAGCUGACCCAGAUGGUCUCCACGAUGUCGGACGGCUGGAAGUUUGAGCAGGUCAGCGUGCGCGCCUGCAGAAAGCCCCGCACCGGACUGCUCUGGACUGUGGGUUGGACUCACGCUGCUGCUGACCCUUAAAUCUUGACCCUUGGCCUGACCCCUUGGCCCUCACCUGAGCCCUGCUGUCUGCACUCCCUAAAUGAGUUUAGGACUCUCAGAUACAACAUUUGUCACGGAUUUAUUAAGCUUGAACAGGAUUAAUACAGUUAGCCGUCUAUUCUCUAAUAAGUCAAAUCUAAAAUAUUAUCCUCUGAACUUUAAAAUAGAUGAAGACACGGUACCACUCCAUGAGCAGUCCACCUGAGCAUCAGUAUCUUUGACAGAAAAGGUUCAGAGCCCAUGAAGGGCUUUUAUGGUGCUGCAGUGACCAAAGAGAUAACUUUACAGCAUUUCGACCUUUUUCUUCACUUAAAAAACAAAACUAUAGAUCGAUUAAUUGAGGAAAAUCAUGUUUGUUGACUUUAACCAUGCUCGCAGCAGUAGACCUGUUUUAAUUCCUACAAUGUCAGGGUAAAGAUCAUUGGGAACAGAGCGACCUCAUUUCAUUACCGCUCAUAGACUGAACACAGAAAUAGAACAAAAAUAUUGAUUCUUGGAGCCACAAUCAUCUCGCCUAGUGCGAACACAAACUUUUUAUGGGUCGAGUGGCUUCAGUUUGUUGAUGCGCUGUCAUACUGACAGACUUGCAUCUCUGAGAGCUUCAUGGAGUCUCACUAGGUCAGCCCAUCCGCAAUUUAGCCUAGAGUUUGCUUGUAGCUCCCCUUGCCUCCUCCUCCUCCUCCGCUUUCUCUUGCUUUGGCACUUUGCUCCACUGCAUGCUGCACAGCCAUGAUUUGUUUCCCACAGAAGCUGACCCACAGUCGUUUUGAUGUUCCCACAGUAGGAGUUUCUCCACUGUUGAGUGUUUUAAUAGCAGGCUAAGGACCCCACCCCACCUUGUUCAUCCACACCUGCAUGAGCCCAAGAGUCUUUCCUCGCUUAAGUCCGGGAUGUCAGCUCUCUCAGCUCCUUCCUUUCUCCUGCUUUUAGUUUUCUCAGCUGCCACCCUUACUCCUGUCAGACACUCAUCCCGCUUCUCUCUGUCUCUGUUUAUCUUUCUGUAUCUGUGUCUUUUUUUAGAUGGUCAACAUCGGCUCGUCGUACAGCUACGGGACAGAGGACCAGGCCGAGUUUCUGUGUGUCGUAUCUAAGGAGCUCCACACCCCUGGGUCUGGACUGGGCACGGAGCAGAGCCACAAAACCAAGGUGAAUGAUUUUUUUCUUCACUGUAGGAUCAAGCUGCCAGGUUGUGAGUCCACAUGCGCUGUCCUUGUUGUGUGUGUGUGUGUGUGUGUGUGUGUGUGUGUUAUUUUCUGUGUUUGUGUGGAAGAGAAGGAGAGUAUCUCCUUUCGUGGAAGGGAGUGUGAGUGUGCUUUGAUCGUGCGCUCUCCACUCAGCGCUCCAAAUGUCACUCACCUCGAAAUGUCAUUCACAAAAUCAUUCGCUCCAUCCUUCACACUGCCUCUCCUUUCUUUCCUGCUGUGAUUGACUUUUCCUCUCGUCUACCUCUCACUGUAUCACCUUUUUUUUCUCUCCUUCAAAUGGAUAUAUGGACAUAUAUCUGUCCUCCUUUUAUAUUUACCUCUCAGCCUAUCACAGACCACUCACUGACACUCAUCAACAUGUUCAUUCUUUUGUCGUUUUUUUUGUCUCGUUCUUUUUUCUUUUCUGUCGUGUUUCCCCCCCCUCCACCCAUCAUGCUGAUUGAAGUCCUCGGAGAUGCAGGAGGAGGAAGCUGCAAAGGAUGAGGAGGAAGAGGAGGAGGAGGAGGGAGGGAGAGAUACCACACCGAAUGAGUGGCUUAGAGAAUGAGGGAGUCAUGUUUCUUUGUUCCAAAGAGAGGCGGGAAUGGGUGAGGAACUGUGCGCUGGAUGUGAUAGUGGGUAGACCAAGUAGAUAUUAGUGUGUGUUUGUUUGUGUGUAUUCUGUAUGUGUGUGUGAUUUCAACAGUAAUUGUAGUUGUUUCAUGUCAGAGCAUCGAGGAUGACCUCUGUAUCUCUGAGAUCACUUUCCAUUACGUAAGUCUUAUAAACAAAUGUAAGUGGAUGAGUAAACAUGAACAUGUAUGUUUACACUGAUGUCUUCAGAGGCUGAGAUUGACUUCAACAAUUCUUAUGGGAAACAUCUAACUUUGAGAGUCAUCAGAAAUGCUAAUUAAUUUGUUAACUAAAGAAUUGCCACAUCACUUGUACUUCAUUAGUAGAUUUAUUUAAAGGGCAUGCGCAUUAGUUAGCUGUGCAAAUAAGAAUCCCUCCAGGGUGAGUAAGAGUCUUAACGUUUAUUAUACUUGGUCACCCCAUGAAAGUCUGUGCCCCAGUUUGGUCAGUAUAGUUAAAAUAAUCAGGCUGUGUCACUGCAUAAUAGGGCUGGGUGAUAAAAUGACAGAUAUAUAUAUAUCAAAAAUUAAUUUCCCUCAAUAUCAAUAUGAAACAUAGUCAAUAUGCUUUUCGAUAGUCGUCAUUCUGCCAUGUUUUGGUAGACUAUAUGAAUAGCCAAUGAAAAGGGGAGUAUCUCCUGGUCGGCUUUGCGCUGAACCAAUCGUGCUGAAUUAGAACCAAGUAGCAAACAACUGUGUAGUAGCAGGCUGCAGCUACACGCAACAUAGCACUUUAACACGUGACGCCGACAGCAUUGUCGGUUAGAGAAAAAGAAAAUGAGUGCUACCCCCGGCAGAAAUGCAGAUGAAGGCUCAACAGAUGAUGACAUUGUCGACAACACUGGCACAAAAACGUUGGCGGUGUAGACGUAUUUUAGUUUUUUGAGGUCUGACAUGAAGCAGAGUAAUGUGCACUGCAAACUGUGUCAAGUACAUGUUCUUCCAAAGACGGGAAUACCUUAAAUCUUUUUCACCGCCUGAAGCAGAGCCACUUGGCAGAGCAUGCACAAUGUAAAAGUUUACAAACCCCGAGCAGAGCAAGGAGCCCAUGGCGCCUGUGCAGCAGAAACAGCCAACCAUUCAGUUCGCUUUCUCUCGCACAACGCCUUACGACAAAACGUUGAAGAGACACGAAGACCUCACAAAUGCAGGAGCUUAUUGUAAUGCAGAAGACAUGCUACCAAUAAGCACGGUUAAAUUUGAUAUGAAAAACAUACAUCGUGAUAAACUUUUUCCCAUAUCGCCCAGCCCUACUGCAUAACUACCCCUUCACUUAACUAUAACCUACUUGUUACCCAGCCACCAACUGAGGCCAUAAACACACUGAAACAAAAUAUGAAUUAAUAGAUGAUUGAUCCUGGGAUUCCUGAAUUAGAUACGUCAUAAGCGGUACUGCAGUUGACAUAUCUUCAAACCUUGCAGCUUAGAGAUGCUCUCACCAGUCCCACCACUGUUGCCUGGAUUGCAGGACAGGUUGUUGCUCCAGUUUUCUUUGUCAGAGAUGGUUGGGGUCCAGGCUGCCCUCACAUCUAUUAUUAUUAUUCCCCUUCUCUUGAGACCAGCCCGAGAGUACUGACACCUAUUUAGUUUGUAUUCCUACCUUGAGUGUUUCAGAUACUCAAAACAACCCUCUCUUCACAACACUUAGCAUGCCUGAUACCUAAUUGGCUGCGGGAUGAAAAUGUCACUCUCUCAUGCUGUUAGUCAUAAUGACCUGCAGCAGUGUGUGUGUCUAUGUGUAAACACGGACAUGCUCAGCCUGGUUUCUCAGAGACCCCGACACACACACACACACAGCCGCACAGAUAUUGAUUGAGCGCUGUGUCUCUGUGGGCUAUCAUUACCGAUGCUGUGACAUGAAAUAUCUCUGACCUUUCAGUAGUGUUGGAUGUCCUUCCCUGUCUGUGUACGUACUGUAUAGGCAAACUUAAUGCAGGCUCACAUACAGAUAAAACACACCACAUAUCAGACACAUGAAAACAAUAACACAUAGAUGUUAUAUGAGGCGCAUGCUUCUAAACGGGGUGAAACAUGCUCAUUUUUGAUGAUGUUCUCAUAGCGGAUAAGUCAUUUUCUCUCAUUCUGUCACCAUUUUCAUCAUCACCAUGACCACAGCCAAAUUAAACACAGUAUAAGUUAUAUAAAAUGUUCAUAGAUUAGACUGCCAUGGGUCUACAAAUUCUAAUACUUAUUCUGUUUUGUCUUUAUUUGACAGCUUUUCCAGAUCCACGGGUCCCGGAUGUAA
Messenger RNA from Xyrichtys novacula (pearly razorfish), 22511 nucleotides. The record is from the annotation of a GenBank genome assembly. NCBI's taxonomy places the organism in Eukaryota, Metazoa, Chordata, Actinopteri, Labriformes, Labridae.